GGUUGGAGGAGGGAAAUAAUCCGUCCCGCGGAGACGACGACUAUGAGGGGUGUCACCAAAAAGCUGAAUGAGACCGAUGGACACAUCUCGUUUGGACCAUGAGGAGAAUGUCCAUCCGAGUGACUGGGCGUACCGGAGCACAGGGCGCCUGUGGGUCCAGACAUGUGUUCUUUGGUGUUGCACCACAAAAGGCUCUGUGCAUGAGUGCAGCAGGGACUGUGGUCGAUGGAAAGUCAGAGGGGAGAAAAGGAGCUCAGGGCACGGCGGGUAGAAAGAGAGGUGUGGAUGGACGGGUGCGGAGCUUUGAGGAGAUCCCUCACACUGGGAGGAACAGCUGGGUCAACCUGCUGAAGUUCAGGAGGGAAGAUAAUUUCAAGCAGCUCCACAAACACAUGGAGAGGACUUUCAAUGCCCUCGGGCCCAUCUACAGGGAGCACGUGGGCACACACAGGAGUGUGAACAUCAUGUUGCCAUCCGACAUUGGUGAGCUGUUUCUUGCGGAGGGCCUGUACCCCGAGCGGAUGACCCUGCAGCCCUGGGCCACACAUCGCGAGACGCGCCAGCACAGCAAGGGGGUCUUCCUCAAGAACGGUGAGGAGUGGAGAGCUGACCGUCUACUGCUCAACAAGGAGCUGAUGAUGAGUGCAGCCGCAAAGCGUUUUCUCCCUCUGCUUGAUGAGGUGGCCGGGGACUUCUGCCAAAUGCUGCAGGCGAGAGUCGAGAGCGAGGGAAGAGGAAAGGAGGGCAAGCGCAGCCUGACCAUCGAUCCGAGCCAAGAUCUCUUCCGCUUUGCGCUGGAAGCCAGCUGCCACGUGCUCUAUGGGGAGCGUAUCGGCCUCUUCUCCUCGUCUCCCUCCCAGGAGUCUCAGAAGUUCAUCUGGGCCGUGGAGCAAAUGCUGGCAACCACCCCUCCUCUCCUCUACCUGCCCCAUCGACUCCUGCUCUGCAUUGGCGCUCCCCAGUGGACCCGGCACGCCACUGCAUGGGACCACAUCUUCAGUCAUGCGGAAGCCAGGAUCCAGCGGGCGUACCAGCGACUGUCAUCUUCCCAGGGUCGAGGGUCUGAGACUGGUGCAGCCGGAGGCCAGUACAUCGGGGUUCUGGGCCAACUCAUGGAGAAAGGGCAGCUAUCUCUGGACCUCAUCAAAGCCAACAUCACUGAGCUGAUGGCUGGAGGGGUCGACACGACGGCAGUUCCCCUGCAGUUCACUCUGUUUGAGCUCGGCCGCAACCCAGAGGUGCAGGAGAGGGUGAGGCAGCAGGUGAGAACGUCAUGGGCCCAGGCUGGUGGUGACCCUCAGAAAGCCCUGCAGGGGGCGCCACUACUGAGCGGGACAAUCAAGGAGGUUCUCAGGUUGUAUCCGGUGGGAAUUACAGUGCAGCGGAUGCCUAUCAGAGAUAUUGUUCUACAGAAUUACCAUGUACCUGCCGGGACGAUGGUCCAGGUCUGUCUUUAUCCCCUGGGAAGGAGCACAGAGGUGUUUGAGGAUCCACAGCGCUUCGACCCCACUCGGUGGAGCAGGAGCAGAGAGGAGGGACAAAGAGGAGAAGGGUCAGCGUUUCGCUCCCUGGCAUUUGGGUUUGGGGCGAGACAGUGUGUCGGGAAGAGGAUCGCCGAGAACGAGAUGCAGCUCUUCCUCAUGCAUAUCCUGCUGAGCUUCCAUAUCGGCGUGACGUCCACAGAGGACAUCAAAACCACAUACACCCUCAUCCUCCAGCCCGAAACUCCACCGAGGAUCACUUUCAGCAAGCUCUGACACAGACACAGACACACACACACACAGACACACGCAAAUCACAGAUUAGCCUGCGUUAAUCUGGCAACAGAUCAACCAGAUUUCUGUUGAUAAUGAUGAUGAUGAGGAUGAUGAUGGUGAUCAGUCAAGGUUCUGCUCUUUCUAUUCAGUCCAUGAAUUCCUCAUACUGACAAAUAAAUGACGAUCUGUUCC
Scophthalmus maximus (turbot) is the source of this 1949-nucleotide messenger RNA. Its product is annotated as cytochrome P450 11B, mitochondrial. The coding region runs from base 99 to 1757 and encodes 552 amino acids. Gene Ontology annotation, biological process: C21-steroid hormone biosynthetic process; cholesterol metabolic process; cellular response to peptide hormone stimulus. Gene Ontology annotation, cellular component: mitochondrial inner membrane; mitochondrion. The transcript has 9 exons. Gene Ontology annotation, molecular function: monooxygenase activity; iron ion binding; heme binding. Lineage: Eukaryota; Metazoa; Chordata; Actinopteri; Pleuronectiformes; Scophthalmidae. The record is from RefSeq and is a predicted model, not a curated record.